Messenger RNA from Gongylonema pulchrum, 876 nucleotides. NCBI's taxonomy places the organism in Eukaryota, Metazoa, Nematoda, Chromadorea, Rhabditida, Gongylonematidae. The record is from the annotation of a GenBank genome assembly.
AUGGAGGAUAUUGAAGACGUUAUCCAGACGCUUCCAAUUGCUCGGACCUCCAGUCACGUGCACAUAAAAGUUAGAAAACGUCUGAAAAAUAGUGAUGAAGUUUUCAGCGGCGACAGUUUUAUACCAGGGAAACAUAAAAUCUACAUCAGGACAUGGGGUUGCACACAUAACACUAGCGAUUCGGAACAAAUGGCUGGCCUACUGGAUGCUGCUGGCCAUCAGCUAACCAACGAGAAGGAAGAGGCCGAUUUAUGGAUUUUGAACAGCUGUACAGUAAAGACACCAUCUGAAACUCAACUGGAGAAUAUGGCGGAACCAAAUUUACCGUUUUUGGAAGGUAUCUCAAUUGUCGGCGUCAAGCAGCUUGAGUGCAUUGUUCAGGCAGUGGAAGAAACAUUGCAAGGAAAUUGUGUUCGAUUUUUAUCUCGACGAAAGCCCAAUUCUAGCUUAAUGCUACCAAAAGUCCGAAAAAACAAAUACAUUGAGAUUUUAGCGAUCAGUGACGGUUGUUUGAACCAUUGCACAUACUGUAAAACGAAAUCCGCUCGAGGCGAUCUGGUCAGCUACCGCCUGGACGAUCUUCUGGAACGGAUACAAAAUGCGUUUGCCGAGGGCUGCAAGGAAGUUCUGCCGGAUUUGCUAAAUGCUGCUGUGGAAUGCAUUCCGGAUGGAUGUAUGAUGCGACUGGGAAUGACUAAUCCACCUUAUAUACUCGAUUUUCUUGAAGAUAUUGCAAGGAUUUUGAAUCAUCCACGUGUUUAUUCGUUUCUGCAUAUCCCGGUGCAAUCGGGCAGUGAUGCCGUAUUAUCGGAUAUGAAACGUGAAUACACAUGUGCUGAUUUUUGUCGUGUUGCCGAUUAUAUGAUUGAAAAGUAA